Molecule: messenger RNA, 1232 nt
Organism: Ailuropoda melanoleuca (giant panda)
Lineage: Eukaryota; Metazoa; Chordata; Mammalia; Carnivora; Ursidae
Gene: SDS
Product: serine dehydratase
Exons: 9
Coding region: 246-1232 (328 amino acids)
Biological process (GO): L-serine catabolic process; L-threonine catabolic process
Molecular function (GO): pyridoxal phosphate binding; L-serine ammonia-lyase activity; threonine deaminase activity
Source: RefSeq, a predicted model, not a curated record
CCCAGAUCCGUAGCCCCUGGGACGAUUCAAGAGACGUUCUACCUGUCCCUCUCCCCUCCAUCUGCCGAGGACUCUCUACCCAGGCUAUACAUCUAGGCCAUCUCCAGUCUAUCCCUUCCCGGUUUGCUCCCUCUGUGCCGACCGCCCAGCUCCACCACCUUGCAGGACUGAGCCAUCUUGAAACUCACUCCGAAUCGGCAACUGCAAAUCCGUCUCCAUCUCGCACCCCUUGAAAGGUGCAAGCGAUGAUGUCUGGAGGGCCCCUGCACGUCAAGACCCCCAUCCGAGACAGCAUGUCCCUGUCCAAAGUGGCAGGCACAAGCGUCUACCUCAAGAUGGACAGUGCCCAACCGUCAGGCUCCUUCAAGAUCCGGGGCAUCGGACACCUUUGCAAGAUGUGGGCUGAGCAAGGCUGUGAACAUUUCGUCUGCUCCUCCGCGGGCAACGCAGGCCUGGCAGCUGCCUAUGCCGCCAGGAAGCUGGGCAUCCCUGCCACCAUCGUUGUGCCCAGCACCACACCUGCCCUCACCAUUGAGCGGCUCAAGAAUGAAGGCGCCAUAGUCAAGGUGGCGGGGGAGAUGUUGGACGAGGCCUUCGAGCUGGCCAAGGCCCUGGCAAAGAACAACCCAGGCUGGGUCUACGUUCCUCCCUUUGACGACCCCCUCAUCUGGGAAGGCCACGCAUCCAUCGUGAAGGAGCUGAAGGAGACGCUGAGCGCAAAGCCAGGGGCCAUCGCGCUGUCGGUGGGCGGCGGGGGCCUGCUGUGCGGAGUGGUCCAGGGGCUGCAGGAGGUGGGCUGGGGGGAUGUGCCCAUCAUCGCCAUGGAGACUGACGGAGCCCACAGCUUCCACACUGCCAUCACCGCUGGCAAGCUUGUCUCCCUGCCCCAGGUCACCAGCGUGGCCAAGGCCCUCUGCGUGAAGACCGUGGGGGCUCAGGCCCUGAAGCUGUUUCAGGAACACCCCAUCUUCUCUGAAGUCAUCUCGGACCAGGAGGCUGUGACUGCCAUUGAGAAGUUCGUGGAUGACGAGAAGAUCCUGGUGGAGCCCGCCUGUGGUGCAGCCCUGGCCGCCGUGUACAGCCGUGUGGUUCAGAAGCUGCAGGGAGAGGGCAAGCUCCAGGCCCCGCUGCCCUCCCUCGUGGUCAUUAUCUGUGGGGGCAGCAACAUCAGUCUAGGCCAGCUGCAGGCCCUCAAGGAACAGCUGGGCUUGAAGAACAGGUUGCCCAAGUGA